This is a messenger RNA of Fusarium subglutinans, 2112 nucleotides long. RefSeq lists its product as uncharacterized. Lineage: Eukaryota; Fungi; Ascomycota; Sordariomycetes; Hypocreales; Nectriaceae. The record is from RefSeq and is a predicted model, not a curated record. The transcript is spliced from 2 exons. Bases 1 to 2112 code for a protein of 703 amino acids.
AUGGCUGAGUACCAAGCGCAGCACACCGAGUCCACGAGACCAGAUCAAAACGAGACAAUCGAGGUUCAAGAUACGAAUCCCGCAGAUACUCAAUGUAGCUCUCGUCAAAGCUUGCUCGACUCGGAACCAUGCCCUUCACGACGACGCUUCACUCUAUGGCAGAGCAUCGGGCUCUUUAGCUUUCUCUCCCUUGUACUUGGAACCGCUUUCACCCUUGCUUCAUGCGGCUUUCUCGUUUAUCUCUGGCGUGGUGCUGAUCUAGCGCAUGGUCGCAAUGAGCCGCAGUUCUGGAAGACCAUUGUCACAGGCGGUUGGGCCGCCAGAGUCGCCACUAUCUGUUCUGCCGUCAUACGCACUUCCAUCGCAGUCCAAGUUGGCGUUGUCUCCUCUGCACUGUCGGCUAUUAUACUUGAGACUACAGGCGUUCGCUUUAGUGAUGUACCUGUGCUGUCCUUCGAGAGAGCUUCAAAGUCGGGCUUCGUCAACAUCUUCCCAGCAGUCCUCAGGCAAACUGCAGGGAACCCAUUAAGCAUCCUGUACUCAUUCAUCAUUAUCUUGGGCUUGACUAUCAUGGCGAUCUCGACAUUCUUCUCCACCAUUCUCCUCUCUGACUUUACUACAGCAAAGGUCGCCUCCCCAGGCGUGACGCAUGACCGGGCUAUCGCCUCCAAACACCCGGCCGAUUGGCGCUUCAACUACGAGGGUCCUACGUACUGGGGAUCCAAGCCAUCUGCCCAAUGGCGCUUCGCAGAGGAUCGAAUUGGGAAGUCCCAGUACGGUGACACUGGUGAUGUUUAUCGUGCCAUGCUGCCAUUUUCAGGAGCGGCCUCGAGAACAUCGCUUGAGUCCUACAACGGACCUGCUCUAGUAGCCAAUGUCCGUACCGUUUGUCGCGCCCCUCCGUUGCAGAACUCGAGUAUUUCUGCCCACGGAAUGAUUAGUCCGCACUUCGGAGACCCGAAAGAUAGCGUGUCAGCGAUUCUGAAUACGACAGGGCCGUCUGAGUGCAUGUUGUAUUGUCGAGAUGAGGGCGAACUGACAGGUUGGCCUGUGUCUCUAUGCGACUAUUCCGGCUCUUUCAUGCCCCAGCCCAAACUUGCAAUAGAUCCCAAGACGGGGAGGAAACACAGCUUCCAGGCAAUGCUCGUCGUCAAUUCAACGACCAACGUUGCUACUGGCGGGUUUAGGGAUACUAAUGGAGGACCCCCACCCAAACGUCUACGGAAUCUGACUUAUGAGAUGGGGGAUGUAUGGACCAAAGCAUACGAUACCAAUGGGGAUCAUGUUCUAAGUGCUUCGUUUUGUUUCUUCAACACAUACCCUGCACAGAUAUACAACGUCAGCAUGACCGGGCGUCAAACGACUAAGGACCCCAGCCUCAAUGCUGGCAAGAUUGACAGGGCUCAUCUCCAACUUGGGAACAAGGAAGAUUCCACGAAGCGCGGGAUUCUUGAACUCGAUAUCGGACCGCGCCUGAACGUCAGUUCUCGUCUUGUAGACUUUGUCGAGGGAGUUCCGAUGGAAGAUGGACCGACGCACGAUCCAUACUACAGGACUCUGAGGCUCGAACAUCCAUCAAUGUCCAGCACGACUUGGGGUAUGAUGUCGCCAGCACAGGAAGUCGAGCAAGGAUGGGCAUCAAAUCCUGCACAUAUCUCACUCUUCCAAAGUAUCAUACAGGAAACGGAAGAUCCUGCCAUGGCGGUUCAAGGUCUGAUGACUCGGCUGUAUCAGAUGGUGUAUUACAACUGGCUUGAAGAAUAUGACCUCAAAUACCCUGUGAACACUAUACACACGCAAGAUCGGCUUAUACCGACUAGGUGGACUGGGCUAAUUAUUGUUCUCAUUCUUGUUGCGGUACAUCUUGGGCUCGUCUUUUCAACGAUUGCUCUUUUUAUGCUAAAGACGAAGGCUUCAGCGCUUGGGAAGACAUGGCAUACUCUUGCGCAGACAGCACAAUUGACUGACUUUGCCGACGGGGCUAACAUGAUGCUGGAUGAUGAGGUUGAGAAGUGGGCGAAGGUGACUGGUAGGGACAGCGAUGUCUGUGGUAUCAAGAGGUCGGGCGAGAAUGGCAAAGUUGAAGUUCAAUUGUUGAGGAAGAGGAGCUGA